Molecule: messenger RNA, 6100 nt
Organism: Rhineura floridana
Lineage: Eukaryota; Metazoa; Chordata; Lepidosauria; Squamata; Rhineuridae
Gene: EDAR
Product: ectodysplasin A receptor
Exons: 12
Coding region: 285-1640 (451 amino acids)
Biological process (GO): positive regulation of canonical NF-kappaB signal transduction; positive regulation of JNK cascade
Cellular component (GO): plasma membrane
Molecular function (GO): signaling receptor activity
Source: RefSeq, a predicted model, not a curated record
AGCAACUCAGGAAAAAGUUGCUAGGAAGUUCUCUGAACUGCAAAGUCAAGUGUAGGACCAGAAAAGUGACCCCUGACAGACAGGAAUAGAUCUGGGAACACCCAUGCUAUAUUGUCCACCCACAUGGCUUGCCGCAUCUGACAGUGUGAUGUCCCUUGGCAACUGUGAAAAGUGCUUCAGUUGCUUGAAACUGGAUAUUGUCAGUGUUUUAUUGACAUACUGAUUGCUUGGCUGGAUUUCGGCUUUGUUCUCUAAUUCUAAACAAGGUAAACCAUCAGAAUAAUAUGGUGCACACUGGAGAAUGUAAAUGGACUCAUAUGUUUCCUUUUCUCAUGGUGUCACUUGUUUAUUUUGCUAAUGCUGAAUAUUCUAACUGUGGGGAAAAUGAAUACUACAACCAGACUACUGGGAUGUGCCAUGAAUGUCCACAGUGUGAGCCAGGAGAAGAACCUUAUAUGACGUGUGGAUACGGCACCAGAGAUGAAGGCUACGGCUGUGUCCCUUGUCCAUCAGAGAAGUUUUCUAAAGGCGGGUACCAGAUAUGUAGGAGGCACAAGGACUGCGAGGGAUUCUUUCGGGCAACAGUGAUGACACCUGGCGAUCAAGAGAAUGAUGCAGAAUGUGGGCCUUGUCUCCCUGGUUACUACAUGCUAGAAAACAGGCCGCGGAAUAUCUAUGGGAUGGUUUGCUACUCCUGCUCGCUGGCACCUCCUAACACAAAAGAGUGUGCAGGUGUUACCUCUGGGGUGUCAGCCAGUUUUCCAAGUACUUCUGGAACAAGUACCCAUUCUCCUUUUCAGCCUGUGCACAAAGGUAAGAAAGGAGACCUUUCUGGUCAAGGACAUCUCGCUACUGCUCUUAUCAUCGCAAUGUCGACCAUUUUCAUAAUGGCUAUUGCUAUUGUCCUGAUCAUCAUGUUUUACAUUGUGAAAACUAAAACUUCAGCUCAAGCUUGCUGCACCAGCCAUUCCGUGAAGACUGUAGAAGCCCAGGCCAAUAUGCAGGAAGAAAAAAAAGAAGUACAAGAGAAUGUGGUGAUUUUUUCAGAGAAAGAUGAGUUUGGAAAAUUGACAGCCGCUCCAGCUAAGGUUGUCAAGAGUGAAAAUGAUGCUUCUUCAGAGAACGAGAGACUUUUAAGCCGGAGCAUGGAUAGUGACGAAGAAGCUGCUAUUGACAAGCAAGGGACUCCAGAGCUGUGCUUGCUGUCUCUAGUACAUUUAGCUAGAGAUAAAUCUUCCACAAACAACAAAUCCACUGGCAUACAAAGCCGGAGGAAAAAGAUACUUGAUCUGUAUGCUAAUGUAUGCAGCAUUGCAGAAGGGCUCAGUCCCACAGAGCUGCCGUUUGAUUGUCUGGAGAAGACCAGCCGGAUGCUCAGCUCUACGUACAACACAGAGAAAGCAAUUGUGAAGACUUGGCGUCACCUCGCUGAGAGCUUUGGACUGAAGCGCGAUGAAAUAGGUGGCAUGACAGAUGGCAUGCAGCUCUUUGACCGCAUCAGUACAGCAGGCUACAGUAUUCCAGAACUGCUAACGAAACUAGUACAGAUUGAGCGAUUAGAUGCCGUGGAGUCUCUCUGUACAGAUAUCUUGGAGUGGGCACAAGUGAUGCCCAAGCCUGACCCGGUGGUGGCCUCAUGACAUGUGCUUUUGUUUUCUUCAUAUUUAUGAGGAUUAUGGAUUCCAAGAGCAAUGGGACUCAGUAUGGGACAGGAUCUUGAAAGCUCAGGCAGCCUUCAGAUUUCCGUAGUGUUGUCUGUUGUUCCAAGCAUAAAACGAGCCAAAGUUUAUUACUGGUUUCUCACAAACAAACACAAGGAGCUCAACCUGAAGACUUCUUGAAUGAGAAUGACUUGGCCUGAUAAAAGAUAUUACUGUUCAUUUCAGACUCCUUUUACAAGCAUUGAUACAGAUCAGCCUGCCAGUAUCACUGUGUGCUUUGAAGAAAUCUGAUAUAAUUGCUAUGGCUUAAUUUCGUUUCAGUCCUCAGCAAUUAGUAACUGUCAUAAGAUACAGUGUUGUCAGAUAACAGAUAAGUUGACUGCUAGCUCUGUUACAUCUAGCAUUCAACCAAAUAUCAGUUUCCUCUCAUUUAAUGUAAGGAUUAACCAAACAAAACCAUAUCUGUGUUUAUCUGGAUAGAGCAGCUGUAUUGUGCGGUAGGAGCAUGUUGCGUCCCCUUUAGUAACGGGAAUAACACAGCCAGACACAGAUUUAUGGGUGAAGUAGGGCCACAACUUUAUUGAUAAGAGCAAGUAAAGCGGGGUUGGCAUGGCAGUAGGGCAAGGAUCCGCUUCAUUCCGGCAGCCCAUGCUGGAGGAAUGCUGAAUCAACCAACAAGCAGUUGGGAACUACCCUUGGGAGUUGGCUUGCUUUAGACCCAGGUGGGAUGUGAACCCAAGGCACCUGUGGUCCCGCUGGCCAACUAGUGGGAUGGGUUAUGAGCUGGAUGAGGCAGCACCCCUCCUGAGCUAGGGGCGUGGCCAUCGUAUACCCCCACUCAACUCCUUAUGGGAGUCCCCCUUAUGAUUGAUCCUGCCCAAUGCCAUUUCUGCCUAAAGUUGUGACAGAAGUGAGUGAACGCCUAACAAUUGCUCAGUGAACCACUGAGGGAUAGGCGAAAAAAUCUGCUCAACCAUGGGGCCAGAUUCAUUGAGAGGAAAAAUUCCUAUCCAGCCCUGUCAACCAGCAGCCCAGAUAAACACAGCUCAGUGACGCCCUAAGACCGAGGGAGGGUUGGUGGGAAAACCGGCACACGAAGAAAGAGGCCGGCUGUCAGGAGACUGGAGCCUUUAAAGGCCCGGGUCUGGCUCUACCCCUUGGCUGCUCUCGCGAGACUGCCCAGGAUUGUGGGUGAUCUCACGAGAGCCAGGUCAUAGAUGGAACGGUUGUAACUCCUCCCUCCCCUCACUGCCUGGGGCGCGCUCCACCCCACAAUUAGCACCCCAUGCGGAGGCUCGAGCGUUGCAAGAAGUACCCCAGUAGUCCAAUUUCUUCAUAAUUUCAGCAUAUGUUAAAGUCUUGGUGCAUGUGGUCCACACAGAUAUUUCAGAAAUAUUGUCACAUAUACACAUGGAAAUAUGUGCUAAUUAUAAAGUUGGCAGAAUUUAUUUAUGAAUAUGCUCCUAUAUUAAGUACGAACAUUAUUUUGACCAUUUCUUAUGCUUCAGAAGGGGAAAACAUCUAAGCAUAGAAGAAUGUGGGAACCUUUACUCACUCUUCAACUAGAUCACCGCUGAGAUAGGAAAUAAGAAUGCCUCAAUCAAUACUGUUCACUAAUUUGUUCAGGUCAACUUUAAAUAUAAUAGAAUUAACUGUCAUCUCAACUCUUUCAUUGAAAGUAUAUUAAAACAUUACUACUCUAUUGGCUACAACUGACUAUUAAGGCUGUAGGUAAUCAGAAAACCAACAGGGAUGCACAAGCAGUUCUGAAAGACGACAGUCUGGUUCAUUUUCGUGGUUUGUCAUUACUAGAAUGAGUCUGCAGGGCCUCGUUGCUCCUGCCACCCCCUACCCUGGGGUAUGAAGAUAUAAAUCUCCUAGUUUUGAAUAAGCAAAAUAAGCAAAACAGUUCCCUCCUGUUUCUGAACUCUGUGACUUAUUGUUUGUUCUAAUUUUGAUUAGUUACAAACCAGAAUGUCAAACUGUGGUUUGGUGCUGGUCAGCUUUAACUACCCACAGUUAGAACAAACCUGUGUACCUGUCAGUUCAGACAUGAUCUCUUCAUGCAAUUGAAGAAGCGAGGAGAAAGAGGGAAUAGGCAGCAUACAAGCCCAAGGCUCUUGCUGGCUUGUUCACAUAAUGAUAAAUCAUUUUUUGUCAUUACAUCUGAAGUGAGUCAACUUGUACACCAUUACCAGUCUUCCAUAGUUUGUGUGAACAUGUAGGGAAGUUUUGGACGUGUAUUUGAGUGUGUUUUUGGUUGCUAUGGGGUGAUGGUGAGACCCAACAGUCUGACCAGUGUCCAAUGUGAACUAAACAUGCACUGGAGAAAAGAAUCAUCAGGGAUUCUAUUGCAGAUGUCAGAUGUUUCUCAGCAGGUUUCAGCAUGGAAAGUUUUCCCUGUAGGUAAAAAAUUGGAAUACCGUUGUAUUAAGGUGGUGCUUAAAUAAUUACUUACGCAGGUUAGGGUUAGUGGUCUUUCUAGUUAAAAUGACCCCAUUCAGUGUAAUGAACAUUAAAAGUAAGCAAAAUACUGCUUUUUCUCCUUUAAAAAAAGGGAACAAGACGUUUCUGAACACCAAAACAUUUUUUAAAAUGAUUUUAGGAAAUGGCUAUGGCAACUACAUAAUGUUGCUGGCAGAUGGUUUGGCCUAGGGCUUAGGAGAAGCCUGUCUCCUCUCACCCUUCAUCAGAGCUUGAGUAACUUGCACUUGGAACACAUUGGGGGACUUCUAAAGUUGUGUGUGUGUUGGCUGAGGGGUAGAGAGAGAGAGAACAGGUUCUACUGAGCUUUAUGCCAAGCCCUCCCUUUGUGGGCAUUGUGCCCUUAAUAGGCUGGAUUGUGCUCUUGAUUUCUAAAUGGUUAGAAAGCAAGGGCAAAAAGUCCUUAUUUUUCUUGGCAGGAGGGUCUUUGUGAACUCAUAAUUACAGAGUCCAGGAGCCAGGGGUAGUUUAAUUAGCAAGUGUGUUAAUUUACUGUUGAGAUCUUCACAAAGUGCUAUGUUGACAGAUUUCAGUAAGUUAUUAUUAUUAAAAGAAACACCAGGACUUAAAAAGCAAUAUAUAUAUAUUUAAUUACAAGGUUGCAUGGCUGAGCAAAAGUGAUAUAAACCUAUAACUCAUAUUCUUGAAAAUAAUAACCAGCCUACAACCUGCCUCCUCAGCUACAAAGAAAUGGCCGUGGAAAGGCUCUACUCUAAUGGGGCCAAUGUGAUGAAUAUUUAAUAUUGCCAUUUUGUUUUUCUACAUGUGGUGCGCACUUGGUUAGCCUUGAGCUCUGGAAGUCUCACUAUAUUUUACUAUCUCUGAAAUGUCCUUUCCUGUCUGAAUAACAAUGAAGAGUAACUUGCGUAAUUAAUCUACAAACAUGUAAUUUGAUUACAGUUCAUUCCCCCCCCAGCAACUUGCUGUAUCCUUUAAAAAUACUUUCCCAUAUAUAAAGAGGACAGCCCCCAGACUAGCACCUAGGAUCAAUAACGCUGAAAACUGCAUCAUGAUCCAUGCAUAGUUUUAGCUUUCCAUUGUGAAGCUCAGAAUAAUCUUGAGCACCGCAGUGAGUACAGCUCCUUCUGACCAGUUUUUGUAAAGGUUGGAGCUCUUAUACAAACUUUGGAUUGCAGAAGCCCUGGUUUAGAGAUAUUUGUCUGUGGAGAAAGGUCAAACACUCAUAGUAGCUCCACUCAAGGAUCCACUCUCUUAUUCUGAUGUUAUAUUUAUUCAGAGGAAAAAGACAGCACUGAUCAGUGGUAGAGACAUGCACAUUUGUGGGUGUUGGAUUUGAAUCCUCACACGUGUCCUGUGCCAUUGAUUAGGGAAAUUGUCUACUUGCAGAAUAUAACUGUGGGCUAUUUAUAACAAAUUUUGCAGCCAAUUCAGGUUCUCUUUCCCAGCUCUCUACUUACCCAUACACAUUCUCUCUCUCCCCCACCUCAUUUCCUAUUUACAGUAUUAUUCAAAAACUGAAAAGGUAGUUUGCUUUGGUUACAGUUCCAGCUACUUUACAAAUAAAGGUAGAGUAACCAUUUUGUUUGUCAAGCCUUUGGGAACAACAGGGCUUUGGACAGUACCAAGGUGAACAUGGGACUAUUAAAUGUUAUUUCAUUUAUCAUGUCACACAAAAAACAAGCAAAAAUAAAAGCAAAUACUGGCUCUGCACUUCUGCCAAAAUGUUUCUAUUGUAACAAUUUUGUGUAAGUCUGUAUAUAUAACUUAUUAUUGUUGUACAUUAUGAAAUAAAUAAAUCCACUAAUAAGAUAAAGCAAUACAACAUGCCUGCUGAUAAUUUUCAGGGUUUAUCCACACAGCGAUUUACUGUGUAUCUGGUGCUACUUGCAUCCGCUUUUAAUUCGCAUGGUUCACAUGACAUUGCAGGCAAGCAGAAGCUAUCAUGCAGUUUCCCCCUUUAAAUCCAUAUUAAUCCAAUCCUGAUAUAAUUGGGA